AAACUAAACGUGUUACAAAUGUCAAAUAUAAAUGUAAAAUCAGCUGUUUUGUUUUGAGUCAAAACUGUUUGCAAGUCAGCUUUGUUUAUCAUAGUUUAAAAAGAUAACAAGCACAACAUUUCAUUGUGCCUUCAGUUCUGCUAUGUUGAAAAUGUCUUCACAGCUGGACAGCAUUAUAAACGCUUACAAGACUCUGACGAAGAUACCGUCAGUAGCUGGUGGAAAGCUGAACAAUGGAGCCAACAGGGUCACCACAAGGUGGUCAGUGCGCAACUUGGACAAGGGCAAGAGCACUGGAUAUGCUACAUCAUACACUUUAGACGGAGCCCUGAAUGUUAUCGCGCAAAGUGACUUUGGAACGGAUGUUAGCAAUGAGAUACUUUCAGCGGUAUCUCCGCGGGAGACGUUCAAGGCACUGAUCCGCGAGGAGAAGAAUGGCAAGGACUCGAAGAAGCAGUACCUUGAGCUGUGGAGUAGGAACACAUUGGCCCACAGCGUGGAUCUCACUAGUCUGGACAUACAUGGGGAUGUUUAUGCUGACUCGGAAUUUGGCAGUUUGGACUGGUCUCCUGAUGAGACGUCCUUGGUGUAUGUAGCGGAGAAGAAGCUGCCAAAAUUUGAGCCUUACAUCAAGAGGAAGGCUGAAGACAAACCGAAACUCGAUGGCAGUGGAGAGACCGCUCCGAAAAAGGGUGAAGAGUAUAUCUACAGACAGGAUUGGGGCGAGCAGUUGGUGGGUAAACACCUGUCCGUGGUGGUAAUGUUCCAGCUGUCUUCGGAGACCUUCACCGUGCUCAGCGGUAUACCUGACGGAAUGUGCCCUGGUCAGGUCCGUUUUUCCCCGGACGGGGGUAGCGUAGUAGGCGUAGUGUGGGAGACAGAGCCUCGCAGACUCGGCCUCAUUUUCUGCACCAACCGGCCCAGCUACAUCUUCGAGUGUACUCUUGAUGGAUCCUUCAGGAAGUUGAGUGGGGAAGGUCUAGCGGUAAGGUCCCCUCGAUUCUCCCCGGGGGGUGAGCUGGUGUGGUUGCAGCGCAAGGCGGACGGACCCCACCACGCCUGCCACCAGCUCGUACUCAGGAAGAAGGAUGAUGGUUCAGUAUCACCAAUAAUAGAUAUAAUAGACACAGAAAUGCAGAUUGCUAAUGGAGAAAGUUUCCACGGCGUUUACUGCCAAGCGUUGCCGACCCGGUGUUUCACAUCGGACGGUAGGCUCGUAAUGUCCACGCCACAGAAAAAUGAAGUACGCUCCUAUGUCGUUGAUAUAGGGUCGGGCAAGAUAACGGAUAUUUCAAACAAGAGCUGGCCAUGUUCCACCAGCGUUUUGGACGUGUCCGGUGACGUCAUACUGACCGCGUGUUCCAGUCUAACUACCCCGGGACAGGUGUACGUAGUGCGACUGCCCGCGGCGGGCAGCGAGGGGAACAUCAAGUGGACCCGCGUCACCUCCAACUGCGAGGCCCCGCCCUCCGUCUCCUCCUCCACGAUGCAGUACCUAGACUUACAGCACCAGGACUCACAGGAUACCGUCAAAUCGUUUACAGCGUUGUAUUUGGCUCCUAAGACGGAAGAUAAGCAACUGCCUCUGAUCGUGUGGCCUCAUGGAGGACCUCACUCCAAUUUUGUAAACGCCUUCUCAAUUGAAGCUGCCCUCUUCAAUAUGCUGGGUUUCGCAUCCCUACAAGUGAAUUACCGCGGUUCAACGGGGGCGGGGCAGGACUCUGUGCACUAUCUACUCAAACGGGUUGGGGACGCAGAUGUCAAAGAUUGCAAACUUGCUACAGACUAUGCGCUUAAAACGUUCCCAAUUGACCCCAAAAAGGUCUGUCUAACGGGAGGCUCUCAUGGGGGAUUCUUGGUCACCCAUCUUAGUGGGCAGUAUCCAGAUGUUUACGCCGCCGUAGUCAGUAGGAAUCCAGUUACUGACGUCGCGAGUAUGUUCAAUUCCACAGAUAUAGCUGAUUGGUGCGCAGCAGAAGCUGGUUUCGAGUUUACGGAGAAGGGUCCCGUGUCUGAAGAACAGUUGCUGGCCAUGCGUCGAUGCUCGCCCAUAGCUCACGUGCAUAAGGUGAAAGCGCCCACGGCCCUCAUGCUUGGAAGCGGAGACAAACGGGUGCCGCAUUUCCAGGGCUUGGAGUAUGCUAGAAGAUUGAAGGCUAACGGAGUUACUACCAGAAUCUACAUGUAUGAAGACAAUCACUCGCUGUCGUCUCCAGCGGCUGAGAUGGACAACCUCAUCAACGGCGCCCACUGGUUCAUGGAACACCUCAACUUAUAGUACCAACACAAAAAUAUGUAAUGAAAAUAAACCUAUAAAAAAUGUAUCGACAAUACA
Molecule: messenger RNA, 2335 nt
Organism: Spodoptera exigua (beet armyworm)
Lineage: Eukaryota; Metazoa; Arthropoda; Insecta; Lepidoptera; Noctuidae
Source: the annotation of a GenBank genome assembly